Messenger RNA from Paralichthys olivaceus (Japanese flounder), 2066 nucleotides. NCBI's taxonomy places the organism in Eukaryota, Metazoa, Chordata, Actinopteri, Pleuronectiformes, Paralichthyidae. The record is from RefSeq and is a predicted model, not a curated record.
AUGCUGGAGGCCGAUCAGGCCACAGCGAGUGCAUCUCCCACUCGAGAUGAGCUUCUGGAGCGGCUGCUGGAGUGCGAUGUGGUCGUGUACAACAUCUCAGAAAAUGCAACACAACAGCAGGUUGAGGAGGCAACAUGGGCAAUAACAGCCCUCCAUGCUGAGAUGGAAAACUUCAAGACUCAGAAAAUGUUCAUCUUGGUCUCGACAGUUAUGACCUGGGCCAUGACCAAGCCACAGGACCCGGAGGAAACAGAUGCUCUGCUCACAGAGGAAGAGUUCAGGAGAAGACGACCUCAUCCCAGUUUCAAAAACCACAACAAUCUGGAGAAACUUGUGCUCAAAUUGGGCAAAGGGAAAAAGUCCAAACUCUCCAGUUAUGUUGUAACCAGUGGUCUUCAGUACGGACUGGGGGAGAAUCUCUUUCACCCCUUCUUCAAGGUAUCUUGGUUGAUGACAUUUCCAAAAGUUCCCAUCUUUGGAGAAGGCACAAACUACAUCCCCACGAUUCACGUCAAUGAUCUUGCAGGAGUGAUUCAAAACGUCAUUGAAGUGAAGCCAAAGUCAAAGUACAUCCUCGCUGUCGAUGAAUCUAUGAAAACCCUGGAGGAAAUUGUAAAGGCGAUAAGUGACACUCUUGGUCCCGGGAAAAUUAGCCAUGUGCCAGAGCAGGAAGCCAUAUUCAACAAGGCUUUCAAGCCCGAGGAGCUGGAGUACCUGAGUAUCAACCUCCGCCUGGACGCCUUCAUCAUAAAAGACUCCUUCAGCCUCCAGUGGACGUCUGAGUCUGGGAUGGUUGAGAACAUUGAGAGCAUCGUGGAGGAAUAUAAAGACACCAGGCAGCUACUUCCCAUUAGAAUCUGCCUGGUUGGACCUCCAUCUGUGGGUAAAACCACUGUUUCAGAGAAGCUCUGCAAUCAUUACCAGAUCCACCUCAUCCAGAUCAAAGAAGUGAUCGAGGAAAAGAUGGAACAACUGAAGGAGAUAGUGAAUGGAGCUGAUUCUGAAGAUGUGACUGAAGAGGAGGAUUCUGCUGCUCGAGCACAACUGGACAAUAUUAACCAAAGCAUGGAAAUGAAUGAAGGACGACUGGAUGACGAACUGCUUUUUAGCAUUUUACAAGAAAAGCUGAGUUCAAGGCCGUGUAUGAACCAAGGAUAUGUUCUGGAUGGCUUCCUGAAGACCUACGAACAAGCAAGUCAAAUUUUCCAGGAUGAGGACACAGAGGACCAGGAUGUGGAGGUGAAAACACCAGCGUACAACAAGAACAUCACUCCAGAGUAUGUCAUUGCCUUAGAAGCCUCGGAUGAUUUCCUGACAGAAAGAGUACAAGACCUCCCAGAAAGUGUUGCAGAGAAAAUGCGUUACACUCAUGAUGAAUUUGUCCCUCGCCUGACGAGAUACAGAAAACUUGGUACUGCUGAAGAUACGCUGCUGGACUACUUUGAUGAGCUUGAGAUUCAGCCUGAACACAUAGAGGUCACUACAAACGAUCCAGAGUGCAAAGAUUUGAUGAAGAAAAUCAUUGAGAUUGUGGGGACCCCCAAGAACUAUGGCCUGAGUCCAGAGGAGCAGGAGGAGGAGGACAGAAAGAAAGCGGAGGAGAGGAUGCAGAAAGUUGCUGCAGAGGCUGCUGAGAAGAAACGCAGGAAUGAGACUGCACUGGCUGAGAUGGCUGCUCAGUGGGAGGAGUGGCAGAAGAAUUUGUCGGAGGUGAAGAGGCAGGAGGAGGAGCUGCUGGAAGCUCAGUCUCUUCCUCUGAGGAACUACCUGAUGAAGUAUGUGAUGCCCUCUCUCUCUGAGGCCAUGGUAGAGUGCUGCAGGAUCAAACCAGAGGACCCCAUCGACUUCUUGGCUGAACAUCUCCUGCGGAACAACAAGGAUUAAAUGGAUUUCACGAAGAGAUGAUUUCAUUUCCAAAACAUUUUUGUUUUUAUCACAAAACAGAAAUGAAAUGAUCACAUUUUUUGCAGUGAGUAAUUUCACAGCAGGGAAAAGAGAAAUGUUUCCUAAUGAGGGUUUACACACAACAGUAAAUACUCUACUUUCAGAAUAAAACAAUACCAAGU